UCAAGUGCUAAUAAGGUUCCUGGCCCAGUCUCUCCAAUCCAGGCACAAGCCGCCAAUUUGAAGGGGCCACGAAUUUGAACUACCUCAGAUGGACCUGCUAGCAUGCCGCGCAAAUUGGCCAGAUUCGAAUGACUCCGUCCUAGCAGCUCGGCGCCUUGCAGACCCUGCGGCAACACAGUUGCAAUUUACAAUGACGGCGAAGAUAGCUUCCAACCGGGAGGCCUGGAGAAGGAGCUGGAGCAAGAGGAGGAGGAAGGAGGAUGCCAGGGAGAGGCGGGAGGAGGGGCGGGGGCAGGGACGGCGAAACAAAAACUCAUCAUGCGGCACAACCUGCGCACUUCAGGCGCGGUUCCUCGAGCGGCCGCCGCCGACGACGAGCACACCACGAGCCGCCGAAUUAGACGGACCUUGUCCCUAAGGUGUUCAUUUCGAAUGGGCUCAUUUCUACGGCUUCUGAUCCUUUAGGUCGCACGUUCCAUGCCGAGGCAGCAACGACCGCACAUCAGAAAUGAGCCGCG
Prorocentrum cordatum is the source of this 518-nucleotide messenger RNA. The record is from the annotation of a GenBank genome assembly. Lineage: Eukaryota; Dinophyceae; Prorocentrales; Prorocentraceae.